AUGCAAUACCACCCCUGCUGCACCGAUUCUCUGGCCAAUCUCGCGCUCCAUUGUCCCCUCACUUGUGAACAAGACCCCGAAGUACUUGAACUAUUUCACUUGGGGCAAGGCAGCAUUCCCUAAAACACAUCUAGAUUGGAUGUGCAUACUCCCAGGCACCCUGCAAGAUCCUUGUGAGAGUGACGAGCUGGUCAGUUGUUCCACGACCAGGACGGAACCCACAUUGUUCCUCUGGAAUGGUUAGUGAGUGAAAUAUAAUCUUGUUCAGCAGGAGAACACAAAGACCUUAUGUUACACAAAGACCACGUGACACAAAGACCUAUGCUGCUGUCUUCCAUCAGAGGGAGGCAGAGAUAUCUUGGUGGGGGGGUUGAACUGUUUGGGGCCUCACCUAUGUCAGAAGUGAAAACAACCAAAGAGCACUGUGUCUCGUCCGUGUUCGGCCAUGAAAUAGGCUGUUGUCCUGCCCAGGAUGGACCCACUUCUUGCCCAGUGACCGCUGGGAUAGAGAAAAUGAAUGGAUGACCACUAAAUUAAACAGGAGUUAGAAUCAGUGUAACAAGUUGGACAAUAAAUAUCUGGUUUUGUUCUGGUCCAGUGUGUGUUGAAUCAGGUGCAUUUAGUUUUGGGGUUGACAGUCAGAUACUGAUUUUUUAUAAAGAUUCAUGAACUAAUAUUGCAUUUGACAAUUUUUUCAUCACUUUCAAGUGAGUGAUAAGUUUGUCAUUUAGAACAUUUGAAUGUUUUUAAACAAAUUUGUGAUUUUGAUCCCAUUGCUUUUUAAAAAAAAAAAUACUUGUUUUUAAUUACUCUUCAGAUUUUAAUCAAUUGUCAAAGUUUAGAUGUUUAAAAUUAAAAUUAUUUUAUUGAUUUUGAAAUAUUUUAAGUGUUUUGCUGUUUUCUAAUUUCAGUCAUUUUCAUGUUCUUAAGAAUGUAUUUUCGUUGUCAUUUUUAUAGAUUUGGGCCUUCACACCAACACCAUAGCGACAACAUGUCUACACGGACAAAGUCAAAGAACCAGGGGAGGAAGAGGCAGAAGGCUGCUGCUGAUGCAGAAGAGAGGGCUCCAUCUCCCACCCCACCUCCUCCAGCACCAUCCCGGGCUGUCGCCAGGUCUCCCACCCCACCCCCUGAAGCCACUGCUGUUGAUGAGGUCCUGGAAGUCGUUCCUGGUACUAGUGAUGCCGGAGACGCAUCUGAGACACUUCUUACUGUUGGCAAGGGGAAGGGCAGGGGAACGAAGAGCAAGGAGAAAACAGCAGACCAGCAGCUCGAGAGGAAGCCAAGGAAGAACUUCACCCUCCCACCAGAACAAGAGGAUGCUGUGUUUGAGUGGCUGGAGAAAAAUGAGAUGCUGUGGAGAAGGGGGCACAGACUGUUCAAGGACACGAACAGGAAGAAGGCCUUGUGGGAAGAGAAAGGGAGGGAGCUGGACGUGUCCUCUGAACAUAUGCAGGGCUGGUGGAGGGGGAUGCAUACCUGGUAUGUGAAGCUGCACAAGGUCAAGUCUGGGCCGGCUGCGAAGAAGCUCACAGACAGAGAGAAAGAUGUGCUGCAGAAGUGUUCCUUCUAUGAGGGACAACUGAGACACCGGUCAUCUGCACCUACGAAACCUCUGCCUCGUGACGUGGACCCUGACGCUGCAGAAGCUGCUUCUGAGGCUGGAUCAGAGGUUGAGAGUGUCCUCACUGACGCAGCCGACCGAGAUGAGGAGGUGGAGACUGAAGGGCUGCUCUCCAACAUAGAGAAGACUGCUGUACAGGCCUCAAAACGUGCAUUCUACAGCAGAGGUGGCACCAGCCGUUCGACGAAGAGGAAGCGCCAGGAUGCUGAGGAAGAGGAGUGCUUGAGGGAGAUCCGGGACAGCAUGAAGGUCAACACCCAGCUGCUGUCCCAGCUUGUUGGCAAGAAGUCAUCCUCACCCAGGGAGCCUUUCAUCACCUAUGUGUCGGACACGCUGAGAAGACUCCCCGAUCAUCAGUACAAAGCCAUGAUGAGGAAGAUCACCUCCCUGCUGCAGAACCUCAACGCCACCGACUCUUCCUCGUCUGCCGAUCUCCCCUCUGUUCAACCUGCAACACCCAGGCCGAGGUAGUCCCUGUCUGCACCUCCUAAGGGCCUGUACCAGCUGUACCAGCAGCCACAGCCACCUGCCUACCCCCAGUAACAGCCAACACAGCGGUUCCAGCAGCCAAGUACCAGUGGUGCCACUGACCAGCCAAGACGUUCAGCAGACACUUUGUCACAAGUGUUUGAGUUGACACAUGGCAUCUUGGAUGGCUCCCUGAACCUGUCACUCAGUGAAUUGGGGGAUGACAGUUUGUCAUCCAUGAGGUCCCUCAACACACCUCCUGCUCCACUGCCUUUGACUCCUGCAACUCCACAGCCACAGGGAGAGACCUCUCAGUAGAUUUAUGGACUAUAUUGUGCC
This is a messenger RNA of Thalassophryne amazonica, 2431 nucleotides long. RefSeq lists its product as uncharacterized. The transcript is spliced from 2 exons. Bases 920 to 2095 code for a protein of 391 amino acids. NCBI's taxonomy places the organism in Eukaryota, Metazoa, Chordata, Actinopteri, Batrachoidiformes, Batrachoididae. The record is from RefSeq and is a predicted model, not a curated record.